Molecule: messenger RNA, 1192 nt
Organism: Leucoraja erinaceus (little skate)
Lineage: Eukaryota; Metazoa; Chordata; Chondrichthyes; Rajiformes; Rajidae
Exons: 8
Coding region: 58-870 (270 amino acids)
Source: RefSeq, a predicted model, not a curated record
GUUGGUUAGGACUUGUGAUCAAGAUUUGCAACGUGGACGCCAGAGGAGGAGGAAAUUAUGGAUGAAAAUGUCGAUGCUGAAUUCCAUGAGAAGUUGGCCUUAGAGAAAAAGAAACUUGACAGAGAACGUAGAAUAAGGAAAACAUAUGAAGCUCUUGCUCCAGAAACAGAGACCCUCGAAGAAACCUGUCCAUAUGAUAAACCGCCGUCAGUCCCUGGAACGAAAUCUCCUGGAAUUGCCGCAAGUUCCCCAAAUGCCGAAGGUCACGAACAAACUGAAGAGGAACUACCGGAGGAAGCGACUACAAGCAAUGAUAUUGCACAAUCAACUCAUGAAAAUGAAGAUAUGCAAGAAAUUAAGAAAGCACAAUAUCAGUAUACAGGACUGCUUAAUGAUCAAGAAAAGAAAUUGACCUUACUUGUGGAGAACAUGCUAUGCCCAUAUAUCUCAAAUGAAAAACGUCAGCAAUUGGGAAAAGAUCUCGAAGUAUUGCAAAACGAGCUCACAGAAACAAGCAACAGUUUGUAUGAUAUACUGGAAACACAGCUGCAUAUGGCAGAUACAAAUAAUGAAUUGGACACAGCUGAAGCUGAAGGUCUCGUGGAUAGGCCAGCACGGGUACGCCGGAUGCCGCGACCAAGCAAAACGGACAAAGCACCACAAGGUGUGUGUGCAAGAAGGCGAGCUGAAAAAAAAGGAAUGGUAACAGAACCCUAUUUCAGAGACUUACCAGCAACAGAAUCAGAUUCUGAAGCAGGGACAUGCAAAAAAAGGAGAACAGCCCACCACAGUGAUGUUGACCGCACACUUGUGAAUGAAGUUAGCGCAGAAUUUGUGACCGUGAUGACGUAUGGAAUAGGCAAGAUAUGAAGCCCACCACUAUUACAUUACACCGAAUUAGGCUUUAGAAAGUGGUAAGACAUUCAUGCUACACACAGAAAGGGAACAUCUGAAGAUCAUGGAGAAUCAUCUACAAUCACAGAGAAGAAUCCUGAAAGGAUUCUCAACUCAGAGUACAAUAAUGUGACAACAACUUCAACCAUCCAGUAUGUUAAUGCAUGUGGAAAUUCACAGCAGUGGUGAAAGGGACGCGAGUGAAGAAAAGUCAACAAAUUGACAAAAACUCAUCACAAUGUGGCACCUUCAUGAAUUGUACUGUGUUUGAUUAGCAAUGGCAAUAAAGGGUCUUUCA